AUGCCCACGACGAUGAAUUCACAGAUCAGUAAUCUGGACUACAACACUGCCGUGGAGAAAGGCAAGAAGAUGCUCAAAAUAAUGUAUGGCGGAUCUGCUGUGACGCAAAGCCCAUACUUCACGCCCGGGGAAGUAGAAGCAAUGGGAUACAAGAGAACAACAAGGCUUCGAUCUGUCUCUGACCUGUCAAGAAUGCUAGACAGUCUCGGUAUUCAAGGCUUCAACUCUCGCUUCAUCAACGUUACGGACGAGUACACAAAAGACGUUACCACCGGUGAAACACUUUCAGGCGCAAGCGUCGUGCGAUUCACGUCCGAUAUCAACGUUGAAGCAGGAGUCCUCGUAGCAACUUACACCUACAGCCCGACAUACAAGGCGAAGACGUCGAACUCGCCGGCGACCGCUCUGUUGCCCUCGUUGAAGCACUGGUCCGAUAUAGCCUUCCACCAAUGGGCCUCUCAAUGCGCCAAGGAAGAAGUACGUACCAGUAAUCUCAGAUUCAUCAUCAGAGCAAACAUCUCGAACGAAGAUACUUUGGCUGUCAUUAACAAUGUUCUCGACGCCCGACCUCGCCAGUUACAAGCUUGUACGCCGUCGGGGCUAUAUCUGGACAUGGAAAGUGACCAUGCCAUAGCUCUGCUGGGUACAGCACAUGGUGCAGGUGUAGCUUGGUUACUUGCUCAGCAUCGAGACCAACUUGGCCAUAAGAAAAUUGAUGGGAUAAGGAUAUUCUACAGCGACGAGCCGCUAGAACGCAAUAGAGCCCUCAACUUGCUCUUCUACCUUCGUGACGCGAAUGCGAGUGAGAAAUCUAUUGAGAAGUUGUGA
Messenger RNA from Alternaria ventricosa, 828 nucleotides. RefSeq lists its product as uncharacterized. The record is from RefSeq and is a predicted model, not a curated record. Lineage: Eukaryota; Fungi; Ascomycota; Dothideomycetes; Pleosporales; Pleosporaceae. Bases 1 to 828 code for a protein of 275 amino acids. The transcript has a single exon.